UGGCUGAGCCUGGGAUAUAAAAGGGGCAGACAGAGUAGGUCUAAAUCGCUGAAGGAGCCAUACACCCCUCACAUACAUACACUCGUACACCCACCUCCUCCUGGACGGUCCCCCUCUCAUUCCUUCGCACAUCCUCUCUGGUAGUCUGACCGGAUGAGUUACCCGGUGGACACGAUAGGAAGCCCUUUCAGAAGAGCUAUGGAUACUAGGACGAGCAACUACGGCUACAGCCGCUCCGGCACCCCCUCCAGCGGCUACCGCUCCCAGUCCUGGUCCCGAGCGAGCCCCGGCUCCACCGUGGCCGCGUCUUACAAGAGGAGCGUGAACAUGCCGGUGUCCCGCGGUUACAGCUCCGCGGUGCUCAGCUCCGCCGACAGCGGUGAUUACAACCAGAGCUCCAUGCUGAACGGAGACUACAAGCGAUCUAACGAGAAAGAGCAACUCCAAGGGCUCAACGACCGCUUCGUUGUUUACAUUGACAAGGUGCAUUACCUGGAACAGCAGAACCAGCAGAUCGAGUCGGAGAUCCAGGCGCUGCGGCAGAAGCAGGUGUCUCGCUCCCAGCUGGGAGACCUGUACGACGAGGAACUGCAGGAGCUGCGCUCCGUGCUGGAGCAGAUCCACCAUGACAAGGCGCAGAUUCAGAUCGACACCGACCACAUCGAGGACGACAUCCAUCGGCUUAGGGACCGCUUCGACGAAGAGGCGCGCAUCCGGGAGGAGACUGAGGCCAUCAUCCGCGUCCUGAAGAAGGACAUGGGCGACUCGGAGUUGGUUAAGUCCGAGUUGGAGAAGAAAGUUCAGUCGCUGCAGGAUGAGAUCGCCUUCAUCCGCAACAACCACGAGGAAGAGGUGAGCGACCUGAUCGCGCAGAUCGAGGCUUCUCAGGUGACCAUGGAGAGGAAGGACCUGCAGAAGACGGACAUCACCGAGGCUCUGCGGGAGAUCCGCUGCGAGCUGGAGGGUCACUCCAACCAGAACCUGCAGCAGGUGGAAAACUGGUUCAUGUGCCGCUACUCCAAGCUCACCGACGCUGCGGAGCAGAACAAGGACGCCAUCAAGUCCGCCCGGGACGAGAUCUCCGACUACCGCCGCCAGCUUCAGUCCAAGACGGUGGAGCUGGAAUCCGUGCGCGGGACGAGAGACUCGCUGGAGCGGCAGCUGAACGACAUCGAGGACCGUCACAACAGCGACCUGUCCAGCCUCCAGGAGACAAUUCACCAGCUGGAUAAUGAGCUCAAGAGCACCAAGUGGGAAAUGGCUCGUCACCUGCGCGAGUACCAGGACCUCCUCAAUGUCAAGAUGGCCCUGGACAUUGAGAUUGCUGCAUACAGGAAACUCCUCGAGGGUGAGGAGACCCACUUCAGCACUUUCCCUUAUCGCCAGCCGAUCACUCCCGCCAAAAUCUCCAAGCCCAAAUCAGAAACCUCCAAGCUGAAGGUGCAGCACAAGUUUGUGGAGGAGAUCAUCGAGGAGACCAGGGUGGAGGAUGACAAGUCCGACCUGGACGAGGCCCUGGCUGAGAUAGCACAGGAGCUGUCAGCCACACUCGGAGGGGGAGGAGAGGACGAGGAGGAUGAAGAGGAGAAGGAGGAAGCAGAGGGUGAAGUAGAUGCAGGAGAGGUAGAACAGGAGGAAGUUAUUAGCGCCACUGAAGCUAAAGUAAGCUCCAGCGCACCCGCUAAGGGGGAAGAGGACGAGGAAGAGGAAGAUGAGGCAAAGGGUGGCGAUGAGGACGAAGAGGGAGAAGGUGGAGAGGAAUUAGAGAAGGAAGAAGAAGGUGAAGGAGACGAUGAGGGAGAAAAGGGGGAUGAUGCAGAGGGAGAAGGAGAAGAUGCAGGAAAGGAGGAAGAGGAUGAGGAAGAGGUUGAGGAAACAGUUCUGUGCUCCGAAGCUCCUGAGUCGAAAGCCUCUCCCGACAAAGAGAAGGCUGUAGACAAGGAAAGCAGCGAAGGAGAGGAGGAAGCAGCAGAGGAAGCUGGUGCUGAAGAUGAGGGUGGUGAUCAGGAUGAUGACAAAGCAUCCAAAAGCGGAGACGAGAAAGAGGAAAAAGAGGAUUCAGAAAAAAGCAAAAAGGAAGACGAGAAGAAGGUAAAAGAUGAGAAAGCAGAUGACAAGUCAGAAAAAGAGGUAGCCAAGGCAGAAGCUCCGAAAACAGAAGCUGCAAAACCUGAGGCCAAGAAGGAAGAGGUGGCCAAAACAGUGGCAUCGAAACCUCUAUCCCUAAAGCCUGAAUCCCCCAAGUCUGAAUCCCCCAAACCCCAGUCUCCUAAAUCUGAGUCUCCCAAGGCUGCAUCUCCUAAAUCUGAGUCUCCCAAGGCUGCAUCUCCUAAGUCUGAGUCUCCCAAGGCAGGCUCACCGAAGGCCGGAUCUCCCAAACCUGGUUCCCCAAAAGUUCAGUCCCCCAAGUCAGAAUCCCCGAAAUCUGUGUCCCCAAAACCUCAGUCCCCAAAAGCUGAAUCCCCAAAAGCUGAAUCCCCAAAAGCUGAAUCUCCAAAAGCUGAAUCCCCAAAAGCUGAAUCUCCAAAAGCUGAAUCCCCAAAAGCUGAAUCCCCAAAAGCUGAAUCCCCAAAAGCUGAAUCCCCAAAAGCUGAAUCUCCAAAAGCUGAAUCCCCAAAAGCUGAACCCCAAAAAGCUGAAUCCCCAAAAGCUGAAUCUCCAAAAGCUGAAUCCCCAAAAGCUGAAUCCCCAAAAGCUGAAUCCCCAAAAGCUGAAUCCCCAAAAGCUGAAUCUCCAAAAGCUGAAUCCCCAAAAGCUGAAUCCCCAAAAGCUGAGCCUCCAAAAGUUGAAUCUCCAAAAGUAGAAUCUCCAAAAGCUGAAUCUCCAAAAUCUGAAUCCCCAAAGGUUGAAUCCCCAAAAGCUGAAUCCCCAAAAGCUGAAUCCCCAAAAGCUGAAUCCCCAAAGACCGAGAAGCCUGACGCUCCUAAGCCUGCUGAAGAGAAAUCCGAGAAAAAGAGCGACUCAACAGAAGACAAGAAGGUAGAAAAGCCAGAUGUUGCCAUGAACGGCGACUUGGACAAGAGCCCAGAAGAGGAAGAAAAGAAGGACGAGGGCCUGGAAGACGACGUGCUCGCUAACGGCGUGGACGAGAGUCUUGGUAAGGAUGACGCCAGCCAGAAGGUGGUGAUCACCAAGACCGUGGAGACCAUCACCACCGGCGAGGACGGCUCCAAGCACGUCACCAAGUCCGUCACCGUGACCGAGACGGUGAAGGAGGUAGAAGAGAUGGUGCAGGAGACGGUGGUGGCCACCAAGAAGACGGAGAAGCACUCCACGCAGUCGGUCAAGGAGGUGACCGAGGGAUGAGGAGGCGUCAGAGGUUCAGGGGGGGAGGGGACGCGAAGACAAGCAAUCAACACACAACUAACAUAACAAAGAAAAAUCAUACAGCUAGAGCGAUGUAAUAAAGAUAACCACUCUCAAUCAUACUAAAACAAAAUCAUAGAGAGAAGCCAAAACCUCCAACGCAACAAGUUUCAAAAAUGCAUGUUGAGUGAAAGCUUUAAAACGGGCUUCGCUGCUGAUGCGGUCAGAAGAAGAUGACUGAGACAUUUUAUCCUCUUUUCGUUUUUUCCUCUUUCCUUUCCGCUGGUUACGGGUGAGCUCACAGGUGGGAGGGAGGGGGGUCUCUGCAUGCUAGCUCAGGGGAGGGGAGUACGUUCCUCUCUUAUCUGUAUGUAUGGUAGAAAUACACUGUAAAAAUGAGUAGAUAUAUAUGUAAAAGGGAUACAUGCGAUGUUGGAUGGCAGAGCGAGAGAUAUAUUAUUCAAGAUUUUCGAGGAGGGGGGGCAACAGCCUGCACGGAGGCUGCGAUUUUCCCAGACGUAGACACGCGCUUUACUGAAGAAGCCUUAGAUGACACACGAAGACACCAACUGAGCCAAUAAGACACUAACAACGAACACGACACGUAGUGAAGAGAGCGACGGCGUGGCGAGAAACACGAGACCAUAUACAUUCAGUAACUGAAGCUUAACGAACCUGAAGAAACUCUUAGCCUUAAACAUGCUUUUUAUCAGUGUCUGUUAUGUUUACCAGAGUGCAACUGAAAAAUAAAAUAUGAAUAUAUGUAGAAAUAUAUAUAUUUAAGUGUAAAUGCGCAGACACAUGCAUUGUUGUAUGCAUAUAGUAUGGACUUGAAUUUAAAUACAGAAAUAAAUGAGGUGCUACUGUUUGCAAUCCCAUGACUUUACUCAUCAUGAACGAUUUCCCAGCAGCAUUUGCUCAAUAAAUGUCAUAACGAAUUAAAGAAAAGUUGUCUUGUCA
Messenger RNA from Hippoglossus stenolepis (Pacific halibut), 4266 nucleotides. It is a transcript of the gene nefmb, whose product is annotated as neurofilament medium chain b. The transcript is spliced from 3 exons. Gene Ontology annotation, biological process: neurofilament bundle assembly. Gene Ontology annotation, cellular component: intermediate filament; cytoplasm; postsynaptic intermediate filament cytoskeleton. The record is from RefSeq and is a predicted model, not a curated record. Lineage: Eukaryota; Metazoa; Chordata; Actinopteri; Pleuronectiformes; Pleuronectidae. Gene Ontology annotation, molecular function: structural constituent of cytoskeleton. The coding region runs from base 154 to 3306 and encodes 1050 amino acids.